Molecule: messenger RNA, 1277 nt
Organism: Numida meleagris (helmeted guineafowl)
Lineage: Eukaryota; Metazoa; Chordata; Aves; Galliformes; Numididae
Gene: C1QA
Product: complement C1q A chain
Exons: 3
Coding region: 166-897 (243 amino acids)
Molecular function (GO): protein binding
Source: RefSeq, a predicted model, not a curated record
GUGGAAAAGGGAACCACGCAAACAAGCGAAACUUGGCACUUCUCUUCCGCAAACUCUGUGUGUGCAAAUCCACCCCCCCAGCCCCGCUCCCAAGGAAGAACUGCCAGCAAACAGAGCAGCCAGCACCGGCAGCUCUGUUCUCAGCCCAGCAAGGAGGGAGGCACGAUGCGGCUCAGCCUUUGGCUGGUGACCAGCACCCUGGCAGCAGUGCUGGGCAUGGAAGCGCUCGAGGACGUGGUGUGUCGGGCACCAAAUGGCAAGGACGGCUUCCCAGGGAUCCCCGGCCUCGACGGGAGGCCAGGGCAGAAGGGUGACGUGGGAGAACCAGGGAAAUCAGCACCAAGGACGGGCAUCCGAGGACUCAAAGGAGAUAAAGGUGAAUCGGGGCCUGCUGGGAUCCCAGGGAACCAGGGCUACCAUGGUCCACCGGGUCCUCCAGGGCUGCCAGGGGAGCCGGGGCUGAAAGGGGCCAAGGGGAAUGCUGGCAGCUUCCAGCGGCAGCCUCAUCCUGCCUUCUCUGCCUCGCGGCUAUCCCCACGGUACCGCGGCACCACAGUGCUGUUUGACAAUGUCAUCACCAACGAGCAGGGCUCCUACAGCCCCCAGACCGGGGAGUUCAUCUGCAGCAUCCCUGGGAUCUACUACUUCGCCUACCAAGUGAUCUCCAACGGAGACCUCUGCCUGAGCAUCACCAAGAACAGCAUGCGCGUGGUCAGCUUCUGCGACAACAACAGCCGCAACAUCCUGCAGGUGAACUCGGGCAGCACCGUGCUGAGCCUGGCUGUGAACGACCGGGUGUCUGUGAACACCGUUCCGACAAAGGGCAACAUGAUUUACCAUGGCACCGAGGCAGACAGCGUCUUCAGCGGCUUCAUGCUGUUCCCACACACGGGAUGAUGGGCAGCCAGCCCCCUGACUUGCCAGCCCAGACCUGAACUGCUUAGCACCCGCGUGUGUGCCUGCGUGCAUUUGUGCCCUGCAAGGAGGUGGGGUGGCCUGAUGUGACAGCCAAGGGGAUGGCCUCCAACUGAGCAGUGGAGGUUCCCUUGCCUGCAGGAGCCCGGCAGGUCGGCCUGCUGCCUCCUGGAGGUUGAGGGCUCCCGGCCUCACGCUCAGACCUCGUGCCGGAGGGGAUCACUUGUCACUGGCUCUUUGUGUGAAAUCACUGCGUGCCACUGCUUUUGCAUCUCUAACCACUGUAAGCUCGUCUCUGGCACAAGGCCAGUAUUGCUUCUCACAUCCUCCCCAUCACUGCAAAUAAAUCUCUUCUUUCCUGA